AAACCAUGACCUGGAGGCAGUUCUCGGACCACGUUCUAAGAUUGUGGUUUUACUUGUGCUCUUGUGUCACUUCAGUUUAUAGCUGAAAAUGCAUAGAUUGAUCGUAUUUUGCUUUUCAUUUGCACUUUUGGCCAGUGUAAAGAGUGUGUUUCCACCACCAUGUGACAGUGAAAUAUACUGUAAUGGAUCCAUCUUGCAUCAGGUACAGACAGCUAAACUGUUUGAUGAUGAUAAGUACUUUGUUGACAUGAAGCUGAAGGCAAAGCCAGAUGAUGUUUUGUUGGCUUUUCACAACCUUUCAAGUAAAAGUCCACACUUCAUCGUCCCACCUGCCAAGCUGCGGGAGUUUCUCGAUGCGUACUUUGAGAAGCCAGGGACAGAGUUUGACACAUGGACACCACCAGAUUGGCAUGACAAGCCAAAGUUCCUGGGACGAAUAGCAGACCAAAAGCUACGUGACUGGGCUGGAAAGAUACAUAACCUGUGGAAGCCUCUCGGCAGAAAGAUCCGUGCCAGUGUUAAAGAUCACCCAGAGCUCUACUCGCAGAUAUACACUCCGCAUCCUUUUGUUGUGCCAGGGGGGCGCUUCAGGGAACUCUACUACUGGGACUCCUACUGGGUCAUCAACGGGCUCCUGCUGUCAGAGAUGACAGACACGGCCUACGGGAUGAUUCAAAACUUCCUCUACCUUGUCAACAGAUAUGGCUUCAUUCCAAAUGGUGGGCGGAUUUACUAUGAGAGGCGCAGUCAGCCUCCAUUCCUCACUCAAAUGGUGGAGAGCUACUAUCAAGUAACCAAGGAUAAAGAUUUCCUCAGAGCAGCUUUACCAGCUCUGGAGAAGGAGUACCGCUUUUGGAUGCAGAACCGCUCUAUGGCUGUGACGAUUAAUGGGACGAAGCAUGUACUGAAUCGGUAUCAUGUGCAGGUGGGCUUGCCCAGACCUGAAUCCUACACAGAUGAUCUGGAAUUAGUUGAAGGACUCACUGAAGACCGUAAAGAGCAAGUGUGGAUGGAUCUGAAAGCGGGUGCAGAGUCUGGCUGGGACUUCACAUCCCGCUGGUAUAUCGAUGGUGACGGCCGCAACAACGGCACCCUCAGAGACACCCGCACCAGUCAAAUCCUGCCCACUGACCUCAACGCUCUGCUGUGCCUCAACGAGAAGACUCUUGCUUCGUUUCACAGGAUACUGGGUGAUGGUGACUCAGCUGCAUCGUACGACCAGGCUGCAGCCCGCAGACAGGGGGCGAUGGAGUCUGUGAUGUGGGAUGCUGAGAGAGGAGCCUGGUUUGACUACAACAUGAUGACGCACUCGAAACACUCUGAGUUUUACCCCUCCAACCUGGCACCUGUUUGGGCACAGUGCUAUUCUCGGCCUGAGAUGGCAGAGAAGGCAGUGCAGUAUCUGAAGGGGAGUGGUGCUCUACAGUUCCCUAACGGAGUUCCGACGUCACUGAGAGAGUCUGGGCAGCAGUGGGACUAUCCUAACGCAUGGCCUCCUUCACAACACAUGCUCAUCAGUGGUUUAUCCAAACUGCCUUCAGAGGAUGCUAAACAGCUAGCAUUUGAUUUGGCCCAGCGUUGGAUCAAGACAAACUGGUUGGCGUACAUGAAGUAUGAUGCCAUGUUUGAAAAGUAUGAUGUGAACGGAGAUGGCAAACCUGGCGGUGGAGGAGAAUAUGAAGUUCAGCUGGGUUUUGGUUGGACCAAUGGCGUGGCCUUGCAGCUCCUGGAUCAGUUUGGGGAGACCCUCACAGCGAGAAGCGGACGUGUGUCUUCUGGUCUCCUGCUGCCUCUGGUCAUCUCAGCCACCCUCAUGCUCCAGUGAAUCAGAGGUGACAACAGAGCCUGACGGGAGGUUGGAUUUUAUUAUUUGUGCUUUCACUGCACUACAUCUCUCCUGUCCACUGACAGACUUCAGGCAAGCACUACAUGAUACUAAAAAUCUGAUAUUUUACUACAUCCUUUAUGAUAUGAAUCGCUUUUAUUUGCAGAAGGAGCAUAACUGAUUCUUAUGAUUAAUAAUUUAGUAUUUAUCCUUAGCGAUACGUGAUUUCUGGCGUUAUUAGAAGAUGCAGAUCAUUUAGGCACUUCUGGACUCUCUCUAUUCAUGCAGGCUGUUAGUGCUCGCUGCUGCUGCUUGGAUCACAACAUUAAAUUGUCUCAGAUAUUGAACCGACAUUACAAAAAGUUAUUCACCUAAUUCAAUUAUAAAGUUUAUUGCUGUUCUGUACUGUACUGUACAGCAGUACUAUACCCAGUGAUGCACUCUAUUUGCAUGCAAGUAGAGUUGGACUGUCAAUGAGCUCAUGUGAGAAAUAAGAUGUGAAAUGAAAUGCAUUAAUGAUGUUAAAAAUAUAGCAGUCUUUAUUAUAUGUAAGUCUGCAAGACACUGUUAUCAAAUUUUUACAAGUCAAUCAAAGAAUUUUAGAGGGCAUUGGUGCUACAACAUCACAUGGUAAAUACUGUGUAUUAAUGAGUUCCUGCAUACCGUUAAUUUAACAUGCAAUGUUUUGGUUAUGGUCCUUCUUCAGGCAUAAAGUCUCAUUUUCAAUAAACAUUGCAUGUUAAAAAUA
Lates calcarifer (barramundi perch) is the source of this 2573-nucleotide messenger RNA. RefSeq names its product trehalase (brush-border membrane glycoprotein) (gene treh). Gene Ontology annotation, biological process: trehalose catabolic process. NCBI's taxonomy places the organism in Eukaryota, Metazoa, Chordata, Actinopteri, Centropomidae. Bases 89 to 1825 code for a protein of 578 amino acids. Gene Ontology annotation, molecular function: alpha,alpha-trehalase activity. The transcript is spliced from 15 exons. The record is from RefSeq and is a predicted model, not a curated record.